Salmo salar (Atlantic salmon) is the source of this 7561-nucleotide messenger RNA. Lineage: Eukaryota; Metazoa; Chordata; Actinopteri; Salmoniformes; Salmonidae. The record is from RefSeq and is a predicted model, not a curated record.
AUGCACGUCAGACCUUUUGAUAUUUUCAUUCUACUUGCUAUCUUUGCCAACUGUGUGGCCCUGGGUGUAUCUAAACCCUUCCCAGAGGAGGACUCCAAUUCCACCAACCACAACCUGGAACAAGUAGAGUACAUCUUCCUAGUUAUCUUUACCAUUGAGACCUUCACUAAGAUCCUGGCCUAUGGCUUGGUUAUGCACCCCAGCGCCUACAUCCGCAGUGGCUGGAAUUUGCUUGAUUUUGUCAUCGUCGUCGUCGGGUUGUUCAGUGUGGUUGCUGAGGGGACGGCUGACCACAAGCCUGGAGAUUCCCACCAUGCAGCAGGCAAACCAGGAGGACUGGAUGUCAAAGCUCUUAGAGCCUUUAGGGUGCUGCGACCCCUUAGGCUGGUGUCUGGAGUGCCCAGUCUCCAGAUUGUCUUGAACUCCAUCAUGAAAGCCAUGGUUCCCCUGUUGCACAUUGGUCUGCUAGUCAUGUUUGUCAUCAUCAUCUAUGCCAUCAUCGGCCUGGAGCUCUUCCUCGGCAGGAUGCACAAGACCUGUUUCUACGUGGGCACAGAGCUGAACGUGGAUGAUGACCCCACACCGUGUGCAUUUGCUGGAAACGGACGGGAAUGUGUGGGCAACGGGACAGAGUGCAGAGGACCGUGGGAGGGGCCUAACGGCGGGAUCACCAACUUCGACAACAUUUUUUUUGCCAUGUUGACUGUGUUCCAGUGUAUCACCAUGGAGGGCUGGACCGAUGUGCUCUACUGGAUGAAUGAUGCAAUUGGCUUUGAGAUGCCCUGGGUCUACUUUGUCUCUCUGGUCAUCUUUGGCUCGUUUUUCGUACUCAACCUUGUAUUGGGAGUGUUGAGUGGAGAGUUCUCCAAGGAAAGAGAGAAGGCUGUGGCUCGUGGAGAGCUGCAGGACGCCCAGAAUAAGAAGCAGAUGGAGGAGGAUAUGUGUGGCUACAUGGACUGGCUCAUCGAGGCCGAGGAUGUGGAUGAGGAAGGAAACAAACGUGCUGCUGUUGCCAAGAAGAAAAUGAUGAAGAAGUUUGGCUGGUAUAAACACAGCGAGGACGGAGAAUCGGAUUCAGACUCUGAAUUUGGAGCAUAUUUAGAUGACGACAAUGGCUGCUGCGCAUCUCUAAUGGCUAAAAUGAUGGCCAACAGUUUCUGUGACCAGCUAUGCCAACUGAACCACGCCUUUCGGAAAAACUGUCGUGUAGCAGUCAAAUCCCAGAACUUCUAUUGGCUGGUGCUUCUUCUGGUUUUUCUCAACACUGCAGCGAGCGCCUCUGAACACUACGGCCAGCCCAAGUGGCUCACCGAGAUGCAGGAGCGGGCCAAUAAGAUCCUGUUGAUGUUGUUCACGCUGGAGAUGCUGUUGAAGAUGUACAGUUUCGGUUUCCAGAUCCACUUCUUGGCUCUGUUUAACCGCUUCGACUGCUUUGUGGUGUGUGGUGGCAUCCUGGAGACGGUCCUGGUUGAGUUGCAGAUCAUCCCUCCCAUCGGCAUCUCUGUGCUGCGCUGCGUCCGCCUGCUCAGGGUGUUCAAAGUGACACGGCACUGGGCAGCCCUGUCAAACCUGGUCAAUUCGCUGCUCAACUCCAUGAAGGCUAUCUGCUCUCUACUGCUCCUGCUCUUCCUCUUCCUAAUCAUCUUCUCUCUGCUGGGUAUGCAGCUGUUUGGAGGCAAAUUCAACUUUGAUGAGACUCAGAUGAAGAGGAGCACAUUUGACACUUUCCCCCAGGCCCUGCUCACCUGCUUCCAGAUCCUUACAGGAGAGGACUGGAAUGCAGUGAUGUAUGAUGGGAUCAUGGCUUAUGGCGGGCCAGUCUUCCCACAGAUGAUCGUGUGCAUCUACUUUGUCUCCCUCUUCGUUGUCGGUAACUAUAUCCUGCUGAAUGUCUUCUUGGCUAUCGCUGUGGACAACUUGGCAGGAGAUGGUGGAAAAAAGAAAGUAGAAGAGAAAAAGGAGGAGGAAGAGGACUGGGACGAUGAUGAAGACAAAGAGGAAGAUGCAGCGAAUGAGAUGGAUGACUGGGAGGAGAAUGAGGAGUUGAGAGCCAUUGAGGGUCUGGAGGGAAUUAUGCCUGUGAAGCCUGAAUUUUCUGCUCCAAAAGAGAAGAUUGAACCCAUUCCAGAUGGUAGCUCCUUCUUCAUUCUUGGAAAGAGGAACUGCCUCCGAGUGGCCUGUCACAACCUCAUCCACCACUCCUAUUUCACCAACCUCAUCCUUGUCUUCAUCAUUGCCAGUAGCAUUUCUCUGGCUGCUGAGGAUCCAAUCAGAGCUCACUCUUUUAGGAACAACAUGCUUGGCUACGCUGACUAUGCAUUCACCUCCAUAUUCACUGUGGAAAUUAUAUUAAAGGUGACAGUUUUCGGUGCGUUCCUUCAUCCUGGAUCGUUCUGUAGGAAUGCCUUUAACCUUCUGGAUCUACUGGUUGUCAGUGUGUCGCUCGCGUCCUUCUUCCUCCAUUCCAGCGCUAUCUCUGUGGUCAAGAUUUUCAGGGUACUCAAAGUGCUCAGGCCUCUUCGAGCAAUCAACAGAGCCAAGGGACUCAAGAAUGUAGUGCAGUGCGUGUUUGUGGCAAUCAAAACAAUCGGAAACAUCUUGAUCGUCACAACACUCCUCCAGUUCAUGUUUGCCUGUAUCGGAGUGCAGCUCUUCAAGGGAAGAUUCUACAGUUGCACUGAUGAAGCUAAACACACUCCAUAUGAGUGCAUGGGAACGUUUGUGGUGUAUAAGGACGGUGAUAUGAAUCACCCUAUGGUGAGAGAGAGGAAAUGGCAAAACAGUGAAUUCAACUUUGACAAUGUGCUGCAGGGCAUGCUGGCCCUGUUCACUGUGUCUACAUUUGAAGGCUGGCCACAGCUGCUGUACAAGGCCAUCGACGCCAAUGCAGCGAACCAUGGCCCUAUUUACAACUACCGUGUGGAAAUCUCCAUAUUCUUCAUCAUCUACAUCAUCAUCAUCGCCUUCUUCAUGAUGAACAUCUUCGUGGGCUUCGUCAUCAUCACGUUCCGUGAACAGGGAGAAUCUGAGUUCAAAAACUGUGAACUGAACAAAAAUCAAAGACAAUGUGUACAGUACGCUCUGAAAGCCAAGCCCAUCAAGAUCUACAUUCCCAGAAACCCGUCCCAGCUAAAGUUCUGGAAAAUCAUCGCCUCCAGCCAGUUUGAAUACAUCAUGUUUGUCUUAAUUCUUCUCAACACCCUCACCUUGGCUGUGCAGCAUUAUGAGCAGUCUAAAACAUUCAACUCUGUGAUGGACAUCCUCAACUUGAUCUUCACAGCCCUAUUUACCAUAGAGAUGGUCAUCAAGCUACUGGCUCUCCGAACACAUCAAUAUUUCAUUGAUGCUUGGAACACCUUUGAUGCUCUGAUAGUUGUGGGCAGUGUGCUAGACAUCAUGGUCUCAGAGCUUAGUGGAGGAGACGAGGAUGGAGAAGCCAUCGAGGCCGCAGCCAAAGCUGCAGCUGUAGCCGUACCUGGAGCUCCGCCCGGGGCCAAGAAGGAAAGCGGAAAAGUAUCCAUCACAUUCUUCCGUUUGUUCCGAGUCUUGCGAUUGGUCAAGCUGCUCAGCAAAGGGGAGGGCAUUCGAACCCUCCUCUGGACUUUUGUCAAGUCCCUCCAGGCCUUGCCAUAUGUCGGUCUCCUUAUUGCUAUGAUCUUCUUCAUCUACGCUGUGAUCGGCAUGCAGACAUUUGGAAAGAUUGCUAUAGAUGACAACUCACAUAUCAACAGGAACAACAACUUCCAGACCUUCUUCAUGUCUGUCCUACUUCUCUUCAGGUGUGCAACCGGAGAGCAGUGGCAGGAGAUCAUGUUGGCAGCGUUGCCAGGGAGACGCUGUGACCCUGAGUCCGACUUUGAGCCCGGGGAGGAGAGCAUGUGCGGCAGCAACCUGGCCUACAUCUACUUCAUCAGCUUCUUCAUGCUCUGCGCUUUCCUGAUCAUUAACUUGUUCAUUGCUGUCAUCAUGGACAACUUUGAGUACCUGACCAGGGAUUGGACCGUACUGGGUACUCAUCACCUGGACGAGUUCAAACGAGUCUGGUCGGAUUAUGACCCAGAGGCCACGGGUCGAAUCAAACAUAUCGAUGUGGUCACUAUGCUGCGCAGGAUCCAGCCACCCCUUGGUUUUGGCAAACUGUGCCCCCAUCGUGUGGCCUGCAAGAGGCUGGUUGCUAUGAACGUGCCGCUGCAUAGCGAUGGGACGGUCACCUUCAACGCUACCCUGUUUGCGCUGGUCAGAACCUCACUCAAGAUCAAGACUGACGGGCCCGUUGACCAGGACAACGAGGAGCUCAGGGCCAUCAUUAAGAAGAUAUGGAAGCGCACUAAGCCCAAGCUCCUUGAAGAGGUCAUUCCACCCCCUAGAGGGGAAGAGGUCACUUGUGGAAAGUUCUAUGCCAGCUUCUUGAUCCAGGACUACUUUAAGAAGUUCCGCAAGAGGAAGGAGCGGGAGAGGAAGAAGAAGGGAAAGGACAAGAAAGACUCUCUCCAGGCAGGGCUACGGUCACUGCAGGCGCUGGCCCCAGAGUUGCAUCUGGCCUUGGCAAUGGAGGGAGAGGAGGAGGAGGGUAUGGAGGGAGAGUUGGACGAAGAGUUUUUCAAAAAUGAAAAUGUUUUUGAAGAUCCUGGCACCGCUGCCACCAAUACUUCAUCCACCACUCCCAUACCAGCUGACAUGGAGGAGUCCACCACCACCGUUUUCAUGGAGCCCUUCGUCGAGCCCACUAUAUUCAGCGAUGUGGUCACAGAACAGCCAUUAACAGCCAGUGAGAGAUCAGAAUCAGCUCUGUCAUCCUUUGAUGUGGUGAUUGAACAGCCAACGAGAUCUGAGGCCCUCCUUCCACCAGAAGAAGCGCCAGCCCCAUCCCCUCCCCACCGAGACCCAGCCGCAUCACCACCAAAAGAUCCAUCCCCUCCCCAACCAGCACCGAACCCAUCCCUGCAACAGGCCCCAUCCCCUCCCCAACCAGCACCAGCCCCACCUCCACCCCCACCAAAGGCCCUAUCCCCUCCCCAACCAGCACCAGCCCCACCCCCAACACAGGCCCCAUCCCUUCCCCAACCAGCACCAGCCCCACCCCCACUACAGGCCCCAUCCCCUCCCCAACCAGCACCAGCCCCACCCCCACCACAGGUUGCUUCUCCGCCACAAAUGGUUGCCCAAUCCCAACCUCAAAUAGUUGUAGCCCCACCAGAACCAGAGGCAGCUCAAAUAGUGUUAGAGGCAGCCGCUGCCCCACCUCAACCAGAGCCAGUGAUGGAGGGAAGAGGAGGUGAAACUUACGCUGCACAGCAGGUGUACUACCAACAGUACCCAGUGGGCAUGCUAACAAACGACAGGUAUGCAUAUCAAGAGCAACCUGCAGCAUCCCAUAUCCCGCCAGAGUACAUGCAGAGUCAUGCUCCUAACUUCACCAAUGGGAGUGUUGCAGGAGUACCCUACGGCAAUGGAAACGGCAUGAAUGGGAAUGCCUACAAUGGCGUUAUGAAUGGAGGUAGCAUGAGUGGCUACACCGGCAAUGGUUACAUAGGAAAUGGCUACAAUGGAAACGGCUACAAUGGCAACGGAUUGGAGCCGUAUGUCCGGAGACGUGUUCUUCCUCCCACUCCUGCAGGUCGUAAGCCGCCCUCCUUUAACAUCCAGUGUCUGCGGGCACAGCAUAGCGAGGGUGACAUCCCCAUCCCUGGCACAUAUGAGAGUAACUCGCCCCCAUGCAGAUCCAGACUGACCCUUGACUCCCGCCGCAGCAGUGUCUCCUCCAUGUCCUCGGCCUCCUGGGCCAACAAUGGAGGAGGACCUGCAGGGUCGAUGCCAGGAGCAGGGAUGUCAGCAACAUCAGCAGCAGCCGCAAAGAGAGGGCGUCUGCUCUACGCCCCUCUGAUGCUGGUGGAUGAGGCCGGGGGCACCCAGCAGCUGUGGGGAGACAGGACCCAGGCCACCUCCAGCCUCCCUGCUGUUGCAACUAGGCCCAGUGGCUGGUACCCUGGAGCCCCAACACUCCCCAUGCACACGCCCCAGAACAGGAGCUACACCAACGGCAGAGUGCCCUCCCAGAUCAGCCAAAGACUCAUAGAGAAGGGCAGUGCAAACAGCCUGGUAGAGUCUAUCCUGAUAUCGGAAGGCUUGGGCCUCUAUGCAAGAGACCCAAAGUUUGUGAACUUCGCCAAGCGGGAGAUCGCUGACGCAUGUAACAUGACCAUUGAUGAGAUGGAGAACGCAGCCACAGAUCUGCUGACCCGUUCUACUGGACAGCCAAUAGGACGCUUCGAGGAGGAGCUGGCAGACGAGAUGAACUGUGUGAUUUCCUACUGAGAAAGAGGAAACAGAGAGGGAUGGGGAGGGAGGGAGAGUUGGAGGGCAAUGAGAUAGAGCCUUACCUCUUUGUCUCCAUCAACAUGGGGGGUAAGAAUGCUGUCGCUAGCUAUUGAUCUUAGAAAACGGUCUAUAUCUCUUUGAUCAUGCUAUUUUUCUUUUCCAGAUCUUCUCAGUUAAUUUGGCUUUGUUGAAAGCAUCAGUGUGUCUUGAACAAGAGUCUGAAAGAACCAUUGUGAAUUAGACAGCAUAUACAGUACAGAGCCCAACUAUUGAGGUUUGGCCUCAAUACUCUUUACACGUUAUUCUAAUGUAAGAGUGCACUGUACUAUAGCCUGCCGAACAUGAUUGCAAUUCGUAUUCUACUCUGAAGUAGUUUAUCGCUAUAUUCAAAAGCAGCAUUUUUGGAUUGUAUUUCCAUUUUUGGUACUGUUCUAGAAUUGCUGUCACUUAUACACCCAAAUCAUACAAUAACCCUGCUAGGGCCAUAAAAACAUAUUAAAAGCUGGCAUACAUCAAAUAAAAUAAAAAAGAAAUACAGUACCUGUCUAUAGUGCAAGUGAGCUCCAGUUGUAACCAUAGAUAAUGAAAAUGGGUUUAUGUGUGUCAUGUCAGUUGCCCAGUGAAGCAUUACCAUAGCAUUAACAGUAGACUUUUGAACCAUGUCAAAUUAAAUCAACAGAAACCCCAAAGAAGAUUCUCAUGACAGUCAUGUUAAUAGUUCCUCUCUAGGUUUCUUCCAAGGUUCCUUCCUGGGUUCCUGCCUUUCUAGGGAGUUUUUCCAAGCCACUGUGCUUCUACAUCUGCAUUGCUUGCUGUUUGGGGUUUUAGGCUGGGUUUCUGUAUAGCACUUUGUGACAACUACUGAUGUAAAAGGGGCUUUAUAAAAUACAUUUGAUUGAUUGAUUGAUUUAUCUCCCUCAGUGAGAAACUUUGAAAUAGUAUUUAUGUACGUAUAUGGUUAACAGGAAUGCAACUUGUAAAUGUAAUAAUAACAAUUGUUAGAUUUAUUUUAUUGUGACUGCUAACACUUUGAACUGUCAGGUUUUUGUGUGUACAGUAAUAAAGUGUAAUGUACUUUUUCUCAAAGUUGUCAUGUAGCUAGUUCAUUUAGUAGCAGUAACAAUAAGUCCAGAAUUGAAUAAUGCAAAUACUGGAGACAUGGGCUUUUCAUAAAGAACUGGCAUAACUCUACAUAAUUAUAGAGGGUGUAACAUUUCAUGAUUUUAAGGAACAUCAUAAAAAA